CCCACCAUUACUUCCUAUUCAACAAGCUAAGCUAAAGUUAUAUACCAAUUAAAAGCAAGCAUGAAUCGUGCGAUGGCUUGGGUGAUCUUGAUGGCGGCGGUGCUGGGCGCACUGCGGCUUGGCCAAGCCAUGGACUGCCACCAGGCGGAAUCAUACAUUUCCGAUUGCCUCCCCUACCUCCAAGGGGACACCCCUCGUCCUUCAAUGCCCUGCUGUGACUCAUUCAGAGACCUGCUCAGGCAAACUCCGACGGAGCAGCGGACCGCCUGCGAGUGUUACAAGGCCACCGCCGCUAGCCCCGACAUCAAGCCCGACAUUGCCUACUAUUUUCCCAGGAAUUGUGGUCUUGGCAGCAGGUUUACCAUCAGCCGCGACAGCGACUGUCAAAGCGUCCUUUGAAGUUGAGGACUAGCUAUACCGGCCGGACGGUAUACUCCGAUCCGAUAGAGGGGAAGCUUUGGAUAGCCGCCGCUUGAAAUAAUAUGUUUUGUGUUUACAAUAAAGAUUGAAGUGUCACUUUUGUUACAUAAUGUGUAAAAGCUUAUAUGAUGUUUCAAAUCUAUGAAUAAAAUUAUCCGAUAUGAGGUUGUUAAUUUUAAAA
Molecule: messenger RNA, 601 nt
Organism: Ipomoea triloba (trilobed morning glory)
Lineage: Eukaryota; Viridiplantae; Streptophyta; Magnoliopsida; Solanales; Convolvulaceae
Product: non-specific lipid-transfer protein A-like
Exons: 2
Coding region: 61-399 (112 amino acids)
Biological process (GO): lipid transport
Cellular component (GO): membrane
Molecular function (GO): lipid binding
Source: RefSeq, a predicted model, not a curated record